AUGCCUACGAUGCCCGCUGCGGCACAGCUGACCCAGCCACCUCAAGGCCCCCAUCCCCUGCUAGAGCAGGUCCCCCUCACCGUCUCGCCCUUUGUCUCUCUCCCCACCGCCACCACGCUCUCCUACAACUACAAGACGAUGCCGUCCAAUAUCCCGCCGUCCUCGCUCGGCAUCCCGACGGCGGCCGACAACGGCUCCUCGGAGCAGCCCAAGCCCCGGUUUGUCGUCUCCGGCUCCGGGCACGCGGCCUCGCCAGACGAGAUCCUCGAGUCGUGCCACGCGCUGCUCAAUCACGUGACGGACCUGCAAAAGGACGCCGAGCGGGAACUACGCGAGUUCGAGGACCGCAUCAAGGAGCGGGAGCUGGCCGAGAAGCGGAGAGUGGCGCCUGGAUGGCUUGACAGCGAUGCGCGGCUGCUGGAGCCUGAACGUGCUCCGUCGGCACAACAGCCUGGCCCGAGCUCGGUGCCGCAAGGGCGGGGGGAAGCCAGGGCGGAGACGCAAGCGGAUCAUGAUCAGGGUGCCGAGUUGGAUCGAGCAUUCGGGGGCAUGGCGCUCAAGUAG
This is a messenger RNA of Hirsutella rhossiliensis, 564 nucleotides long. RefSeq lists its product as uncharacterized. The coding region runs from base 1 to 564 and encodes 187 amino acids. NCBI's taxonomy places the organism in Eukaryota, Fungi, Ascomycota, Sordariomycetes, Hypocreales, Ophiocordycipitaceae. The transcript has a single exon. The record is from RefSeq and is a predicted model, not a curated record.